AUGGCCUUGUCCACCGGGCAUGUUGCCAGCCAGCUAAGGCACCUCAUCUAUUACCAGCUCGACAAUAACCUAAUCCGCAAUGCGCUCUUCCUCGCUUCACGUCUCCUCGCAUAUGAACCACGAUCAUUUGAGGCCCAAUAUCUACUCGCCCUUUGCCACCUACACAAUGGAGAAGUGAAGGCGGCGUUCGAAUGCAGCCAGCCUUCGGGCUCACGCGGUCUGCAUGCUGGUUGUGCAUAUGUCUUUGCUCAGACCUGCUUAGACUUGGGGAAAUACUUGGAUGGUGUUACGGCUCUGGAGCGUAGCAAACCCCUUUGGGUCUCUAAGAACCACUGGAACAAGCAUAGUGAGACUCAGCGACAGCACCUGCCUGAUGCUGCAGCUGUGUAUUCUUUGCAAGGGAAACUUUGGCACGCACAUAAAGAUUUGACCAAAGCAGUUGACUGUUACGUGGAGGCACUGAAACUGAACCCCUUCAUGUGGGAUGCUUUCCUAGGGCUUUGCGAAACAGGUGUCAAUAUUCGUGUCCCGAAUAUCUUUCAACUUAGCCCAGAACUUCUUGCAAUAAUAUCUUCAUCGCCGGAGGAAAUAGCUACUGUUCAGGACCACGUGGCUUACGAAGAAGGGAAUUUCCCAAUGCAGCCUCCUAGUAACCCUGAAUCCGACCCUUUUAUGGUCUCUGCCUCCCGUGGCGAAACUGACACCACAUUUGGAAGCUCUGCUCUUUGGGAAAAGUUAAAUGGGAGCUCUGUCAAUUUUGCUGCUGUGGCACAGCCGGUUUUCCACGACGGGAUGGAGACCCCAGGCGCACAGAGCAGUGGCUCUGAUGACUUUCGCAUUGCGAAUGGCGUCACAGACCCAGAAGCUGGAUGGGAAGCACCCUUGGCCCCUGCCCGAAAGACACGGACAAUCCAAACUAUGAGCCUUGACCAUACCGGGCAACCUCCGCCGCGAAUGCGUCCAACGGGAAUCAGACCUCGCCACAAGACGCGGACCGAACCAGAGACUCAGCCAGCUGCUCCGGCGGUAGAACGAGAUUCCUCUCUUGUAUCGAGAUUCGGGGACCGCAAGCGCACAGUCUCUGGACAAGUGGCCCAUCCACUUCCCUCAUCACAACCGACUGAACCAGGUGCUCCCCAGCGCCGAAGCGUUCGCCUCUUCAACCAGAUCAAACCUACAAGCAGCAAGCUUUCAAACAGCACGCUUACUGGCAGAGACGGUCGCGAGAUGAAGAAGUUGAGAGGGGGCCCUACAAAAGGACGAGUAGGAGGUGUGCCCACUGUCGGCCGUGUCGUGAGUGGCAAUCGAAAACCCAUUGAGACACCCGACAAUGAUGGUAAAGAUAAUCGGACUGGCUUAUCUCAAUCGCAUCAUCUCGUCCCCCCAUUACCCAAAAAUGCCGAAAAAACCAAAGAGCUUGAAGCCUUGGAUUGGCUUUUGGGUCUUUUCAAUAAACUUGCGUCUGGAUAUUUCUCAUUGAGCCGUUACAGGUGCGCGGAUGCCAUCAGCUCUUUCAAUUCUCUCUCGCAAGGCCAGCGCGAAACCCCUUGGGUUUUGUCUCAACUUGGACGGACCUAUUUCGAACAAGCAAGCUACACAGAAGCCGCGAAGUACUUCUCCAGGGUUCAAAAAUUAGCGCCCUCCCGCAUCGAGGAUAUGGAGAUCUACUCGACCGUCUUAUGGCAUCUGAAAAAUGAUGUAGAACUGGCUUACUUGGCGCAUCAGCUACUCGAAGCUGAUCGCCUAUCCCCUCAGGCGUGGUGUGCUAUUGGCAACUCUUUUUCUCACCAACGGGAUCAUGAUCAAGCACUCAAGUGCUUCAAGCGUGCGACUAUGCUCGAUCCUGAAUUUGCAUAUGCUUUCACGCUGCAGGGACAUGAAUAUGUCGCCAACGAAGAAUACGACAAGGCAUUGGAGGCCUAUCGCCACGGCAUCAACGCGGACAAUCGACAUUACAAUGCUUGGUACGGACUGGGAACGGUGUAUGACAAGAUGGGCAAGCUUGACUUCGCUGAGCAGCAUUUCCGCAAUGCAGCCAGCAUCAACCCGACGAACGCGGUGCUCAUUUGCUGCAUUGGUCUGGUACUGGAGAAAAUGAACAAUCCCCAAGAUGCCCUGGUCCACUACGGACGAGCCUCCUCGCUAGCCCCUAACUCGGUAUUAGCCAAGUUCCGCAAGGCGCGCGUACUGAUGAAGCUGCGCGAGUACAAGUUUGCUUUGGCAGAAUUAAAGGUCCUCAAGGACAUGGCGCCGGACGAGGCAAACGUGCACUACCUUCUUGGAAAGCUGUACAAAAUGCUCCACGACAAGGCCAAUGCUAUCAAGCAUUUCACGGCAGCCUUGAACUUGGACCCAAAGGCUGCACAAUACAUCAAGGAUGCAAUGGAGUCGUUAGACGACGACGAUAUGGAGGAUGAGGACAUAGCGUAG
This is a messenger RNA of Penicillium psychrosexuale, 2430 nucleotides long. Its product is annotated as anaphase promoting complex subunit bimA. The coding region runs from base 1 to 2430 and encodes 809 amino acids. The transcript has 4 exons. Gene Ontology annotation, molecular function: protein binding. The record is from RefSeq and is a predicted model, not a curated record. Gene Ontology annotation, biological process: cell division. Lineage: Eukaryota; Fungi; Ascomycota; Eurotiomycetes; Eurotiales; Aspergillaceae.